Messenger RNA from Penicillium samsonianum, 1650 nucleotides. Its product is annotated as thiamine pyrophosphate-binding protein. The transcript has a single exon. Lineage: Eukaryota; Fungi; Ascomycota; Eurotiomycetes; Eurotiales; Aspergillaceae. Gene Ontology annotation, molecular function: thiamine pyrophosphate binding; acetolactate synthase activity; magnesium ion binding. Gene Ontology annotation, biological process: L-valine biosynthetic process. The record is from RefSeq and is a predicted model, not a curated record. The coding region runs from base 1 to 1650 and encodes 549 amino acids. Gene Ontology annotation, cellular component: acetolactate synthase complex; mitochondrion.
AUGAUCAAUACUUUCGCAACGGAGGCAGUUCGGAUGCUCGAAGAAGUCGGUUGCACCAAAGCCUUCGGUGUAUCUGGAGGAUAUAUAUUUCCUCUAUGGCAUUCUUUGGUGUCGUCUACAAUUGACGUCUACCACUGUAGUAGCGAGAAUGGUGCAACAUUUUCAGCAAUGGAGCAUUCUUUGCACACCAACACAAUUGCUGCAGUUUUCGCCACCAGUGGUCCAGGACUCACAAAUGCUUUUACAGCUCUUAAGAGCGCUCGGGCUGACGGCGCCAAGGUUAUUUUCCUAUCGGCAAUUACGACGGAAACCGAGCAUGAUCCAAAGAAAGCGCAAGAGACCUGUCCAGCAAAUUUGCGACUUUUCACGGGCGACUCUCUACAAUUUCCAUUUAGUCAGAGCUUGAUUAUACGUCAUCAAGCUGACCUUGCGAAACUAUGGCAAGUGCUGCAUGAUCUUCAGUCAAGCUAUUCAGGCACCCUGGGUGCCUUCAUUGCGCCAGAUAUCCAAAAGUCUUCGGUUGCACCGCUGGUCCGGCAUGAAAUGCAGAACAGACUUGCCCCAAUUUCCGGUGACUCGAAGAUCCAACCCUGGAUUGACUUUGUUCAAACCAAACUCCAGACAGGGAAUCAUGUCAUCUGGGCAGGAUAUGGCGCUUUGGAAGCUUCAAAGGAUCUCUUGGAGUUGGCCGAGACCUAUGACACACCUGUCAUGACGACUCCGCGUGCCAAGGGUGUGUUUCCAGAGACACACCCGUUGUCUUGGGGUUGCACCGGUCUUGGAGGCAAUGUGGAAGGGAGUCUUCCCAAGGCUAGAAGCAACUGGGGCGUGAUCGUACUUGGCUCCCGCUUGGAGGAGGUAAGCUCCUCAUUCAUGCAACUUGAAUGGAAAGAAAGAGAAGUCAUUGCGGUCACGGUUGAGCCAGAAUAUAUUCGUCGUAAUCUGCCACCACAUACAAUAGUCAUCAACUCCGAUGUCCGAGUACUCCUUUCCGGUCUCGUGAAAGCGAUCACAAUGCCAAAGAUAUCGACAUACAGUUUGGAGCCUUACAAGAUUCCUCCAGAGAAAGCCACUCCCAACGGACUGCAUCCCAUAUCGGUGUUGUCAGCAGUUCAGGAGACUGCAAUUCGCAAGCACGACUACAAAAUUAUAGCGGACAUUGGCAAUACCCUCUCAUGGGUCACGCGAUAUCUUAAGUUUGAUCUGCCAGACUACUUCCGCAUCAGCACACACGACGCUGCAAUGACUCAUGCCGCGUGUGGAGUAAUUGGAAUCGGAUCGAACAACAAUCCAGUCAUUGCAAUUGUCGGUGAUGGCGCAAUGGUUAUGCAGAACGAAAUCAUCACAGCCGUGCGAUAUCAAAUGCCGAUUAUAUGGCUGGUGAUGAACGAUAGCUGCUAUAAUAUGUGCCAGCAAGUCUUCAACAUCGAAGGGGCGAAAGUACCUGAUUGCUCUAUUCCGCCGAUCCAAUUUGCUAAAUAUGGCGAAGCUCUGGGGGCCAGGGGACUGACAGUGGGACCUAGUGAGGACAUAAAUGAGGCUCUCAACCAAGCAAUUGCUUGGAAAGCCCCAACUGUGAUUGAUGUUAAGAUUGAUGGUACUAUUCCGGCUCCUAUCGGCAGUCGUGUUAAAUCACUGUCAUCUCGUUGA